AUGCUGUUGAUGGCGUGAUGAAUGGUGAAUACUACCAGGAGAGUAAUGGUCCAACAGACAGUUAUGCAGCUAUUUCAGAAGUGGAUCGAUUGCAGUCAGAGCCUGAAAGUAUCCGUAAGUGGAGAGAAGAGCAAACGGAGCGCUUGGAAGCCCUUGAUGCCAAUUCUCGGAAGCAGGAAGCAGAGUGGAAAGAAAAGGCAAUAAAGGAGCUGGAAGAAUGGUAUGCGAGACAGGAUGAACAGCUACAGAAAACAAAAGCAAACAACAGGGCAGCAGAAGAAGCCUUUGUAAACGACAUCGAUGAGUCAUCCCCAGGCACUGAAUGGGAGCGGGUGGCCCGCCUGUGUGACUUUAACCCUAAGUCCAGCAAACAGGCCAAAGAUGUCUCUCGCAUGCGCUCAGUCCUCAUCUCCCUGAAGCAGGCCCCCCUGGUGCAUUGAAGAGCUACCCUGUGGAAACACUACGUCUGCAAUAUCUUAAUCCUACUCAGUGAAGCUGUUCACGUAAUUGGAUUAAUUAUGUUGAGUUCUUUUGGACCAAACCUUUUGUCUUUAGAGUUGAUCAUUGUUUGUGAUUGCAUGUUUCCUUCAACUGUGUUCUCCCUGGCAUUCAGAGAAGAUAGGGGAGGAGGAGGGGAGGGAUGCUCCCAACAGUAGCCUCAACCCGUGCUUUUGUGCAUUAUUCUGAGAAUAAAUUUCUGUUUUAAACAAUA
Molecule: messenger RNA, 712 nt
Organism: Cricetulus griseus (Chinese hamster)
Lineage: Eukaryota; Metazoa; Chordata; Mammalia; Rodentia; Cricetidae
Source: RefSeq, a predicted model, not a curated record